Protomyces lactucae-debilis is the source of this 1620-nucleotide messenger RNA. RefSeq names its product luciferase-like domain-containing protein. Bases 92 to 1570 code for a protein of 492 amino acids. Gene Ontology annotation, molecular function: monooxygenase activity; oxidoreductase activity, acting on paired donors, with incorporation or reduction of molecular oxygen. The record is from RefSeq and is a predicted model, not a curated record. NCBI's taxonomy places the organism in Eukaryota, Fungi, Ascomycota, Taphrinomycetes, Taphrinales, Protomycetaceae. The transcript has 2 exons.
AACGUUCAGUUGACACCACUUGCCAGGAACGUGAAGCUCUCUAGCGCAAGCAAGGCGUCAUCUUCAUGUGCCCCCAGGCGAUCUAGUAUAUAUGGCACACGCCCGCAUGUACCACCUGAACGAAGCCAAUACCCGAAACACAAUCAUGCCCAGUGUCGCUUCGCAAAAGAAGCAGCUCAUUCUCAAUGCCUUUGACAUGGCAUGCAUUGGCCACCAGAGUCCUGGUCAAUGGCGCAAGCCGGGUGACAAGUCUCCCAACUACAAGGAUCUAGAGUACUGGACAGAGCUGGCGCAGCUGCUCGAAAGAGGGAAGAUUCAUGGCAUCUUCCUUGCCGAUGUCUUGGGCUCGUACGAUAUUUAUCAAGGCAACAUCAACCCAGCAAUCCAAUCGGCGGCUCAAUUCCCAGUGAAUGAUCCAGCUUAUUCGAUCCCGGCCAUGGCGGUUGUGACCAAACAUCUGGGUUUUGCAGUCACUUCGUCCACGACUUACGCACAGCCUUUCGAUCUAGCACGCCGCUUCUCAACACUGGACCAUUUGACGAAGGGCCGUAUCGCUUGGAAUGUUGUGACCUCUUACCUCGACUCGGCCGCUCGAAAUCUCGGCUUGGGAGACAAGCAGAUUGCACAUGACAAGCGUUACGAGAUGGCUGACGAGUACAUGACUGUUGUGUACAAGCUGUGGGAGCAGUCGUGGGAUGAAGAUGCUGUUGUCAAGGAUGCCGAGCACGAUAUAUUUACCGAUCCCUCCAAGGUGCACCGCAUCAACCAUGAGGGACAGUACUUCAAGGUGCCUGGCCCGCAUCUCUGUGAGCCUUCGCCACAACGUACGCCGGUCAUUUACCAAGCUGGUACGUCAGGACCUGGCAAGAACUUUGCAGCAAAACACGCAGAGGCCAUCUUUGUGUCCGGCAACACACCUGAAGAUCUUCGGCCGUCUGUGGAUGAUGUUCGCGCUCUCGCAGCGAAGCAAGGCCGAGACCCAAAGUCAAUCAAGGUCAUUACGCUUUUGGGAACAAUCAUUGGAGAUACCGAAGAAGAAGCACAAGCAAAGUAUGCCGACUUCCAAAAGUAUGCUAGCGAAACAGGAGCUUUGGCGUUGUUUGGUGGUUGGACUGGAGUGGAUUUGUCAAAAUACCCUAUUGAUGAAGAACUCAAAUUGUCCGCCGCAGGAUCGAACGCCAUCCAGUCAGCUCUUGAGAGAUGGUCAAAGGCUGCUCCUGGCGUUGAGAAAUGGACACCUCGAACGGUGGGCAAGCAUAUUGCAAUCGGAGGUCUUGGUCCAGUUGCUGUUGGUACAGCAUCCUCUGUAGCUGACCAGCUCGAACGAUGGGUCGAAAUUGCUGACGUCGAUGGCUUCAACUUGUCUUAUGUGGCAGCACCGGGGACCUUCGAAGAUGUGGUCAACAAGCUAGUUCCAGAGUUGCAACGACGCGGCAUAUUCCACACAGAGUAUGAAGGCAGCACCAUGCGUGAAGGCAUCAACCAAAAUGCAGGAAGCGGUAGAUUGAAUGCAGACCAUCCAGCACAUCGUAUUAUCUCGGACAGGAUUCCGGAUCCUGUCUCAGAAUAGUAGAACAUAGUAAGCAGGCCAUGGAAGCAAAAUAGACUUCUGGCGCGUCG